Tricharina praecox is the source of this 246-nucleotide messenger RNA. RefSeq lists its product as uncharacterized. Bases 1 to 246 code for a protein of 81 amino acids. Lineage: Eukaryota; Fungi; Ascomycota; Pezizomycetes; Pezizales; Pyronemataceae. The record is from RefSeq and is a predicted model, not a curated record. The transcript has 2 exons.
AUGGCCGGCCUCUGUUCGCUCGCGCCCAGCACCAUGGUGCGGCUCGCCGAGACAGGCUCGAAGCGCGCCCCGCACGGCGUGGUGUCGGUGAAGAUCCCCAUGCCCACUAGCGUCGACGUUCAGUGGCCGGAGAAGAAGGACUUGGAGGAGAUCGACGUGGAGGAGAAACAGGAGGAGAAGUUGGACGAAGAGAUGCAGAACCUGAUGGAGGCGCACGAAGGAGGAGUAGGAGCUGCGCCGUUGUAA